GUGAUGGUUAGGGUAAAGAUAAGGGGCUAAGGAAGGCAUUAUCUCAAUGGGGAGUCCCCACGUAGAUGUAGAUAUGAAACAAGACUGUGUGUGUGUGUGUGUGUGUGUGUGUGUGUGUGUGUGUGUGUGUGUGUGUGUGUGUGUGUGUGUGUGUGUCUGUGUGUGUCUGUGUGUGUCUGUGUGUGUGUGUGUGUGUGUGUGUGUGUGUGUGUCUGUGUGUGUCUGUGUGUGUCUGUGUGUGUGUGUGUGUGUGUGUGUGCGUGUGUGUGUGUGUGUAUGCAUGUAUGAGGCUGUUCAGCAGGAUGCGCCCGCCUUCAGACCUCAUGAGACCCUGUUGUGUGCAGGCCUGUGUUCAGGGCCGUCCAACAGUACAAAAACCAACAGAGGAAAUGAUCCGCCUCUUUAAAGUCAAGCUCCAGUUGAGUUUAGUAAAGACUUGUCCCAGCGACACGAUCACACAGACAAUGAGGAACUAUUCCUUGGUACCAGCUUUACUUCUCUGCAGUGUCUGCUGGAUCGGUGCCUUUGACUUUCACGCUGUCGACGUUCAACCUGGUGACGGCGUCACGCUGCUGUGCUCCAACUUUUCUGCAGCUCAAACCCAGAUCGUAUGGUUCCGAGCCGUCAAGAAACUGAAGCCUGCCUGCAUUUGUUUCAUGUUCAGUCCUCCUGAACCUGCUUCAUUCUGCGGAGGCUUUACCAGUCUCACAUUUGAAGCAACAACCAACAUCUCUACGCUCUUCCUCAAAAUCAAGGGAGUGAAUUUGUCUGACUCUGGAUUAUAUUUCUGUGGAUAUAACCAAGGGUCAGACCCAGUCAUCGUCAGCGCAACGUACGUAGAGGUUCAAGGUUCAGAUUCAUAUACAGCUGUAAAGCAGAUUUCUGGGAUCUUUGGUGGUCUGACUGUUUUCCUCACUCUGCUCAUCGUUGGUCUGGUUGUCAGAAUCAAGAAGCUUCAAGAUCAUACAGAAGAACACAGUCCACAAAACACCAGGAGUCAGGGAUCGGAUGAUCUGAACUAUGCAGUAGUGAGCUUUCGUCCGAAAUCAAGCAGAAACCUCAGCACUGCAUCAGAAAGUAAAGUGGAGAACAAUGCAAUUUAUUCAGCCACCAGAGCAGAGGAAGCACCUGGAACCAAUGCAAACCAACUCUGUGCAGGGAAGGACUUUGGCCAUGGUUCAGUAGAAACCCUGAAUCCCAGUGAGGCUAGAACCAAGGCACUGGUCCAACACUGACCUCUAGUGUGUCUACGCAGGUUAAUCAACCCUCACCGUGGAGGAAAACCAGCCCAACGCAGGCCUGCUGCAUUAGGCCGGUGUUUUGUUUCUGUCUUUAUGUCUGUUUACGUACUUUUAUAUUGUAAUUCGAUCAUUAUUGCUCUGUUGGUAGAACACGGCUUGUGAAGCACGAGGCUCCAGGUUCAAGCUCCGCCUCUGGCUCCAGGUGUGUCCACUGCUCCCACUGGGGAUGCGUUAAACGCUGACAACCCAUUUCAUUGUGACAAUGUACCAAGUGUGAUAAUGACAAACAUGGGCUUUCUUUCUUUCUAUAAACUUGCACAUUUGCUAAACAAUUUUGUCUACAUUUGAUGUAGUACGUAAUGUAUUGUAUGGGUGCAUUUAAUGUAAUUCCCUGUGUGUCCACUAGAGGGAGAUCUUAGAAAGUAACCUAUCUCUAAGUGUGUGUAGGGCACAUUGAGUGUGUUACAGUACGUUAUAUGGUUGUGUUCUCAUUAAUCAUAAUUAAUUGUCAUGUCAUUUCAUGUCAUGCUCUAAUUGACACCAUCUAACUAUGAAUACAUUAGUACAAGCUGUUUGUCUUUGCAAAGGUCACCAAGACAUUCUAUGAGUUGGCAAACACUGGUUGUUUCACCUAAAUAAAUUAGUUCCUCGUUU
Molecule: messenger RNA, 1895 nt
Organism: Betta splendens (Siamese fighting fish)
Lineage: Eukaryota; Metazoa; Chordata; Actinopteri; Anabantiformes; Osphronemidae
Exons: 6
Coding region: 285-1235 (316 amino acids)
Biological process (GO): response to bacterium
Source: RefSeq, a predicted model, not a curated record